Messenger RNA from Ornithorhynchus anatinus (platypus), 5037 nucleotides. RefSeq names its product WW domain containing transcription regulator 1 (gene WWTR1). Lineage: Eukaryota; Metazoa; Chordata; Mammalia; Monotremata; Ornithorhynchidae. Gene Ontology annotation, cellular component: cytoplasm; nucleus. The record is from RefSeq and is a predicted model, not a curated record. Gene Ontology annotation, molecular function: protein binding; transcription corepressor activity; transcription coactivator activity. Gene Ontology annotation, biological process: positive regulation of transcription by RNA polymerase II; hippo signaling. The coding region runs from base 525 to 1706 and encodes 393 amino acids. The transcript has 7 exons.
CUAAACUUUGUUUAUGGGACAGUCUGGGAGUAGCCUCGGCCUCUCCUCCUCCUCCUCCUCCUUCUCCUCUCCCUGGAUCAUGCAGGCCGGGGAGGCCUCCAGCUCGGAAGCCCCCGGACUACCUUGGGUCGCCCACCGGGGCCGGAGCCGAGCCUGAAGGCCGGGAUCGGCCGGUCCUCGCCCGCGGCCGGCCACCACUAGCCCGGGCCUCCGGUCCGGUGUCCGGCCCGUGCCCGCCCGGCCGGAGAUCGCCGCGACCCCCCUUCUCGUCUCCGGGGCUGGGGGACCCCGGCGUCCCCGACUCUCCGAGGAGGGGGGGAAAAAGGCCCGGGGGGUCAGCUUAAUCCGGGGGUGCCCUUUCAUCCGGGACCGGCCGGCCAGUCCUUCCCCCACCGGCCGAGUUGCAGGGGCAGCAGAGGGGUGGGAUCUCCGCUCCUCCCUCCACUUUUUGCAGAGGGGGGACGUUUUUUAUUUUUCCUUCUCCCCCGGGGGGGUGGAAGGAGGGAGUGUGGUCCCCCAGGAAGAUGAAUUCGGCCCCACCGCCCCCGGGUCAGCAAGUGAUCCAUGUGACCCAGGACCUGGACACGGACCUGGAGGCCCUCUUCAACUCGGUGAUGAACCCCCAGCCCAGCUCCUGGAGGCAGAAGAUCCUGCCCGAGUCCUUCUUCAAGGAGCCGGACUCGGGCUGGCACUCGAGGCAGUCGAGCACGGACUCGUCGGGAGGUCACCCCCCGCGGCCGGCCGCGGCCGCCCAGCAUGUCCGUUCGCACUCGUCGCCCGCCUCCCUGCAGCUGGGCCCCGGGGCCGGGCCCGCCUCCAGCCCCGCAAGGCAGCACGCCCACCUCCGACAGCACUCCUACGAUGUCACCGACGAGCUGCCGCUGCCCCCCGGCUGGGAGAUGACCUUCACGGCCACCGGGCAGCGGUACUUCCUCAACCACAUAGAGAAGAUUACGACAUGGCAAGACCCUCGGAAGACGAUGAAUCAGCCCCUGAAUCAUCUGAGCCUCCAUCCUGCAACAACUUCGACGCCGAUGCCUCAGAGAUCAAUGACCAUUUCCCAACCCAAUCUCGCUAUGCAGCAGCAGCAGCAGAUGGCUUCGGGCACUGCCAUGUCUCAGCAGCCCCACCCUAACCCGAACCCCCAGGCCGGACUCCUGAAUCUUCCCAACGCUCUGACCACCCAGCAGCAGCAGCAGCAGAAGCUGAGGCUUCAGAGGAUCCAGAUGGAGAGGGAGAGAAUCCGAAUGCGCCAGGAGGAACUCAUGAGACAGGAAGCCGCACUAUGUAGACAACUUCCCAUGGAGUCGGAGACCAUGGCCCCGGUUCAAGCUGCCGUGAACACCCCCGCCAUGACCCAAGACAUGAGAUCGAUUACAAAUAGCGGCUCGGAUCCUUUUCUCAAUGGCGGGCCGUACCAUUCCAGAGAGCAGAGCACAGACAGUGGACUAGGGUUAGGAUGCUACAGCAUACCGACAACUCCUGAAGAUUUCCUCAGCAACGUAGAUGAGAUGGACACAGGAGAAAACGUGGGGCAGACCCCUAUGAACCUUAAUCCCCAACAGAGCCGCUUCCCCGACUUCCUCGACUGCCUGCCGGGAACGAACGUCGACCUCGGGACUUUGGAGUCGGAUGACCUGAUCCCGAUCUUCAACGACGUGGAGUCUGUCCUGAACAAAAGCGAGCCCUUCCUGACCUGGCUGUAACCUGCUCCCCAGACCCCCGUUCAGCCCGGAAACCCAACAGUUCCCGCUCCUCCCGCAAAGAGAGGCAGAUCAUCCCAAAGUCCUCUGUUAGCCAGUGAGCUGCCUUGAUGACUUUUGCUCUGUCACCUCCAUGGGGUCAAUUUAAUCAUUGCCUGGAUUUGAUUGACAGUAACUUAAGUAUAAAAUAUAUGACUAUAAAUGUAUAUGUUCCUUUUAUUUUUAGCCACAUCUGCAGCUCUACGUCCCAUAUUUCUGGGAGGGAUCAUAAAGUACUCCAACUCUCCCACCCCCAUCUCUCCUCUCUCCCUUCUUCCUUCCCUCCCUGAUCUCUCUUUGUCUCUCUCUCUCUCUCUCUCUCUCUCUCUCUCUCUCUCUCUCUCUGUCAUCCAUGAUUAAAGUCAUGGGUCUUAGUUUAAAUUACAAACUCCAAUGCCCCAGAAAAGCAGGCCAUAUACAAGCUAGCAACUUGGUCCAGGAUACCUGUACCAAGUUAGACCAAAAUGCAGUUCAGUAACUAUAUUUAUGACAAUAGUACCAAAUGCUUUUUUUUAAAAAUCUAUUUAACUUGAGCUUUAAAAAUCAUUGUAUUGUUAGUGAAAUUGUGCUGUAUGGAAUACAGAGUAGUUUUGAAUCCAUGCUAGCUGUUAUAAUUAUUAUUCUAUUUGCUGAGGCACAAGCAGUACUAUUGUAGUUAUCUUUCAGUAUAUUACUGUAUAGCUUCCAGAUAAUAAGUACUUCCAAUUUGAAAGUAGCGGGAUGUUUAGUAACAGUUUUACACAACAAAUACUGUAAAAAUAGACCAGAUUGGUACUACUUAAAACACACACACACACAAUGUGAUAAAAAACAUGAAAUGUUUUUUUUUUAAAUGCAACUAAGAUUUUGAUGUCUAUUUUAUUAAGCACUAUAAUUUUUUUAAACUAAAUACAUGAACCAGAAUGUUUUCGAUAAAUCACGGGCAACUGAAUCUUUCGACUUUUUGAAACUCUACCCGAAAUCAGGACAGAGUAGUGUAGCUCAGCUCACGGCUUGACAGUCCGAUACGCAGUCGCUUCCUUUCGUUUUUGUUUCAUUGUUUUUAAGAGCCUCGCAGGUCUCGUUUUCAGCAAUGGGGUGUUUAAACCGACAGGAUCAUCGAGACCGUAGGCGUGAAGCCGAUGACUGGGCGGCCCUGAGGCAGACCCCCGCUUGGCCUGGUGACGGCCGGUUUGCUCAGUAGCGUCGACCCCCGUUUGCCAAACUGGCGAACGCGGGUCCUCGCCAAAGUCGGUGCAGAUGGCGUGACGCAUAUGUACUCGAUACCUCUCCUAUAACCAAGAAAAACUUCUUUAUCACUUGUUUAGGACUGAGAGAGCAUCAAGGUCCUCUUGCAGUCAGUCAGUCCUGUGAAAUGCCAAUGAAGUCCUGAAACGUGUAGAAUUUUCAACUGACGUCAUUUACAGCUCGGAGCGUAAGCUUCGAUAAUGGAACUCACGCAUCGCUUUGCCGAGAGGCCUUAUUAAUUAAUCCAAGUCUCUGCGUAGGAACCUAUUGAUUCCCAGCAGCGAGAGACUGACCGCGUACUACAAAGUCGACUUGUUGGUGGGAAGGUCGGGGCUCUGUCUGAUGUCUCGGGCUCCAGAGGCAGUGCCCGUCAUCUUUUAUCGCAUUGGAAGGAGGCAAGUGCAAGGGGUCAGAGUUCAGGUGUGAGGGCGGAGAUUGGAAAGGGGAAUUUGGAGAGGUGGCUAUUGCUAGGCAAGUUGGAGUGCCCCAGAGAUGCGGUCGGAGGCCGGUGCCCGGGGCGCAAGGAGAAGGACUCACCAAAGUUUCACCGAUCGGUUCUUGACCACAACCUCUAAACCCAAAGGCUCUCUCUCGUGUAAGAAAAAAUGACUUUGGUGCACUUUAUAUUGGGGCUGGCUUCUGCCCCUUCUAUGCCAAUUUUAGGCACAGAGGGGAGAACGACGAACCGACCGUUGUUCUGAAACGAUGAAGUGAUUUUUCUCAAGAAAUAAUGGUUUCUCUUCUCUCUCGUGCUCUCUCCCAGGGAGCCGGGGAGUCAGGGAGGGAUGCGUGGAAGUACUUGGGUCAUCAGAAAACUAGUGGGUGUGUUUUUUCUUUCUUAGACCUUUGUGAGAAAUAAUUACCAAAAGAGGGGAACAGUCUUUCUGAACAAACAAGGGACCUAGCCAGUCUGAGCAGUGUUACUGUAUUUUUAUGGAUUUACUGUUGUGUGUUUGUUUUUCUUAAGAAUUUGUUUUCAGGUUAUCAACCUAAAUGCGAUACAGCUAGGCCUCGCCGGUUCUGCUCCCCGGGUCCGCAACGGUUGGGGUACUGGGGAUGACAGAAUCCCGUUUCAGAUGUGAGGCGUCUAGAAUGUUGUAGGUGGCAUUACGAAGUAUUAGGUGAAACUUAUAGUGAAUUUAGUUGGAGCAUUUCUAAGUAAGAAAACUAGAGUUUUUUUUUUUCUAGAAUACAUUGUGGAUCUAAACUGCAUGUUUACCACUUAAAGUGAAGCCGGGAAUAGUUUUGUUCUAAAGGUAGAGAAGGUAUUGUCAACGAAUGCUAAAGCUAGAGACUCUAAAGAGAUGACAGCGUGUUUCAGGUUGUGUCACUGUUGCCAAAACCCAGCCACUUGGAAUGGCUAUUAUAGAUUGUGGGACAGGGUGUUAGAUGGACAUUUUAAGGCCAUAAGUCCGUGAGGGCAAGGAUGAGAACAGGUGUCCACACCACUGUCUUUGAUGUAGGGUAGGGCAAAUGCUUCUUGGAGCGAAACAGGAGAGGGAACUCAUUCCCGAAGCCCUCCUUUCCAAAAGCUGCCAACUUGAAAGAUCUUGGGGGUGGAGUAACAGUUGCGCAAAACCUGCAUAUUGAUAAUUCCGUUGGUGUUAAGUCACGCUGGGGCAGUGUUUCCUUGGGAAAUUUAAGGAUGUGCAUACACCUCUUCAUUGGUCAGAUUGUAAAUGUGCCGUUGUAUGGAGGGUGACGGGGAGCGAGAGCUGUUGGAGGUUCAGCUAGUACUGGGGUAACACCGUGAGAAUGACACUUUUGGGGGUCAAAACGAAUGCUCUUUAUUUUUAAGUGUACAUUCAUUUUAAAUGGGAAAAUGGGUGAUCACCAGACCUUUUCCUAACACAUUACAACCAUAUAUGUGCUAGUACUUUAACUUUUUUUAUUUACUUCUCCGUUUUGUUAUGUUACAUGACAUAUGUGUGAGUGUUUUUAAUUUAGAAUUUGAUGCAUAUGGACAGUAUGCAUUAAAAUCAAUCAGAUCAAACUAGCAUACGUAGAGUUUGUACUGGUUUUUAUUUCUCUGAUCUUGUACAAGAAAAAUAAAUAUAAUUGAAUUUCA